GAGCCGGGCUGCGGGGCCGCGGCCGUGCCAGCGCCGUCCCUGCGCCCUUCCCUGCCGGCCCUGGCACUGCCCUGCCGCCGGGGCCGGGCUGCCCUUCCGCGGGGCUCGGCAACCUGGCGCGUUUCCCGGCGGCUGCAGCUGGAGAUGGCAUGGGAACAGUGAUUGGGAGGUGCUGCCGACUUUCUGCUGCUCCCUGGACUCUGUUUCUGGAAGCAGGAGCAGGCGCUCCCAGGAGCUGAUGGAUUAGUGGCAGCAGGCUCUGGAGGGGCUGGAAGGAGCAUGGUCAAACACCAACCCCUGCAGUACUACGAGCCCCAGCUAUGUCUGUCCUGUCUGACCGGGAUCUACGGCUGCCGCUGGAAACGGUACCAGCGGUCACAUGAUGACACCACCAAGUGGGAGCGCCUCUGGUUCCUCAUCCUCACCUCAUCCUUCUUCCUCAUCCUGGUGUGGUUUUACUUCUGGUGGGAAGUUCACAAUGACUACAAUGAAAUCAACUGGUUUUUAUAUAACCGAAUGGGAUACUGGAGUGACUGGUCCAUUCCAAUCCUUGUAACAACUGCUGCUGGCUUUACCUACAUCACAAUGUUACUGAUCCUGGCACUGUGUCACAUAGCUGUGGGACAGCAGAUGAACCUGCACUGGCUGCACAAGAUUGGCCUGGUGACAACCUUGAUAACUACUGUGGUGACCAUGUCAUCGAUAGCACAGCUUUGGGAUGAUGAGUGGGAGAUGGUUUUUAUUUCAUUGCAGGCCACAGCCCCUUUCUUGCAUAUAGGAGCCCUGGCAGCUGUCACAGCACUGUCGUGGUUGGUGGCAGGGCAGUUUGCACGGACAGAGAAAGCCACCUCCCAGAUGCUGAUGUUCACUGCAUACCUGGCAGUUGUGGUUGCACUUUACCUCGUGCCCCUGGCCAUCUCCUCGCCCUGCAUCAUGGAGAAGAAGGCCCUGGCACCCAGGCCAGCCAUCCUGGGGCACCGUGGGGCUCCCAUGCUGGCACCAGAGAACACUCUGAUGUCCUUCCAGAAGGCAGUGGAGCAGAAGGUGUCUGGAGUGCAGGCUGAUGUGGUACUGAGCUAUGAUGGGGUGCCCUUUCUGAUGCAUGACAAGACUCUCAGGAGAACAACCAACGUGGAGGAGCUGUUCCCAGAGCGCGCCUAUGAGCACUGCUCCAUGUUCAACUGGACUGACCUGGAAAAGCUCAACGCUGGGGAGUGGUUCCUGCAGAAUGACCCUUUCUGGACAGCAGGGUCUCUGUCAAGGGCUGACUACUUGGAGGCUGCCAACCAGUCAGUCUGCAAGCUGGAAGAUAUGCUGGAGGUGAUCAAGGACAACACAUCCCUCAUCCUGAACUUCCAGGAUCUGCCAGCAGCUCAUCCCUACUACAGCACUUACAUCAACAUCACCCUGGAAACCAUCCUGGCAUCGGGGAUUCGGCAGCAGGCUGUGAUGUGGCUGCCAGACACGGAGAGGCAGCUGGUCAGGCAGGUUGCUCCUGGUUUCCAGCAGACUUCUGGCCUGAAGCUGGACGCAGAGCGCCUGAGGGAGAAGGGCAUCGUGAAGCUCAACCUGCGCUACACCAAGGUCACCAACGAGGAGGUCAGGGACUACAGCAUGGCCAACCUGAGUGUGAACCUGUACACGGUGAACGAGCCCUGGCUGUUCUCCAUCCUCUGGUGCGCCGGCGUCCCCUCGGUCACCUCCGACAGCUCCCACCUCCUCCGCAAGGUGCCUUUCCCCAUCUGGCUCAUGCCUCCAGACGAGUACCACCUAAUCUGGAUCACGUCUGAUCUCAUUUCAUUUCUUGUAAUUGUAGGAGUUUUUAUAUUCCAGAACUAUCACAUGAUCAGGUGGCGCCUGGGCAGCAUCAGGACCUACAACCCCGAGCAGAUCAUGCUCAGCGCCGCCGUGCGCCGCUCCAGCCAGGACGUCAAGAUCAUGAAGGAGAAGCUGAUCUUCUCAGAGAUCAACAAUGGCGUGGAGAGCACGGACGAGCUGUCCUUCUGCUCCGAGAACGGCUUUGCCAACGAGCUGGUGACGCCCACGGACACCAAGCUGCGCAUCAACUGAGGCUCUGCCACCAACUGAGGCUCUUCCAUCACCUGAGGCUCUGCCACCAACUGAGGCUCUUCCAUCACCUGAGGCUCUGCCGUGCUCCUGCAGCGAGAGCCGUGCUCUCCUGCCUCCCUCCCCUGGGAUGGGAACCUCUGAGGAACUGCUGCUCAGGCAGAAACCCGCUCCCACUCCCCACCACUGGCUGCUCCACCUCCCUGGUUGUGAGGCUGGGGGGCUUGUUUUUGUAAAUAUGUAGAAAAUCUGAAUUUUUUUUUGUCUUUUUUUUUUUUUUUUGAGUGUAAUUUUUCCAGGGCAUGAGUGGAAAUACUGUGUUCAUUAAAUCCUCAACCUUAUGGAUGAAGUUUUUGGAUCUUGAUGUGAGAGCCUGAGUCCCCUUGGGGGUUUUUGGGAGCAACACAUUGGACCCAUUGGACCUGUGUCCCAUUUCUCCCCCUUUCCCUAAUCCAGUCCUUCCCCUGGUGCAGCGACUGUGUAGCUGAAUGUUGUGAUGUUCUUGUGAAGUGUUGAUUUUGUUACGGUUUCUUUUCUUUUGUUUCUCCCCCGUUCCCCUUUUCCUGGGCAAUGACAUUGUAGCUCUGAUGCAACAGGAGGCUGUUGGGAGAAGAGAAGCUUGCCUAGGAGAGGAAUUCUCUCUGCUCUCCCCUGCUGAGGUUCAGAGCCAGGGAAGGGCUUGCACUGGCUCAGUCACUUGGGCACCUGCUCCUUGUCCCAUCCUCCUUCCCCAAAGCCUGGCUGCUCCAUGGGGAAUGGCCUUCUUGAAAUGUCCUGCCAGAGUUUUGAAGGCAAAUCCUGAGCAUUGGCUGCAGAUUGGUCUCUGCUGGCAGCAGUUCUUGAUUUGUAUUUUUUUCCCCCUUUUUUUGUCUCUUCUCCCCAGGCUGGGCUCUGCUGGGAGCCGCCACGGCUUGUGACAGGCAAUGCCACGGGCACCAUCACUGCUGGGAUCUGGCUGAAGUGCCUGCCACUCCAAGUGGCAUUUGCAGUCACUCCUUGCUUCCCUGCUGGAAGAGGAGGUGGUGGUGCACUGGGAGCUUCCCCCUCUCCGGGCUGAGGAGAUGCCCCUGGGUGAAGAAGUUGUAAAUAGUCUGGAAGGCAAAGCAGCCCUGGGAUAUAAUUUAUUCCUGCAAGGAGACCUUUGUUCCUUGCUGUAAAAGCAGGAUCCUUAAAGCUGCACACUCGUGUCCUCCAAAGGAGUGAUGGUCUUGCUGCAGAUCCUGAUGGGAUCUCAAGGCAGAGGCUCCCAUCAGCAAGUUUCCAAUGCAAAAGGCUUUAACCCAAAAUACUAGACCAGAGGUUAUAAGUAAAAAUAAAAAGGUAAAAAAUGAAAAAAAAUAGAGGAGAAUGCAGUCUGGGGAAUGCUGAUAUACAUCACAUUCCACACCCAAAGCCACGAGAGAAACAGCCCUGAGCAGUUUCUUCUUGUUUUGGAACUGCUCUAUCCUUUUAAGCUGAAAUCCAGUGGCAUUUUGAAACCCUGGAGUUCAGGCUUAGUGUCUUAAGAGUUGGGGGCAAAAGUGACCAACUUAACUGUGUGGAAAAAAAACAUGUUGAUAAUGACAAUGUGAAUUUUGAUGCUUUAAAAAGCACCACCCAAAAUCAAUUGCAUCUCCCCCAGGUUUUUAUGAGUGUAAGUGGAAUAAGCUCUUCCUCUUACCUUCCCCAAAUACUGGCCUUCUCCAUGGUACUCUCAAGUCCCUGAAAUGCAGCGUGUCUUGUUCUGCAGAACUGCAAGAUUUUGGUGGAUUUGAAGGCAUUUUGAGAACGAAGUUGCUUCUCCCUUUGAUGUGGUGCUGUAUUGAACCAUUCCUGGUGGAUUGUCAUUGCCAAGUGAGAGAUGUUGUUAAACCUCAGCACCUGUUGGUGAUCACCUGCAUGUUCUGUUUGUAUCCUUGGAGAUGACUUUAUUGAAAGGUUAAUGUGCUUAAAAGCUUGAAAGUGAUAAAAGCAAACCAACAAAGAGUUGUUUUCACAAUUAAUUUUUUUUUCUUUUAUUUAAACACGACCCAAAUUUCAUUCAUAAUGCACUGACUGUUAUUGUCCUGAAUAUUUGCUACCUUUUUUUUGAGAAAAAAAAACCAGAGGACGAUACUUUUUUGAUGAGACUAGACCUAGAUCAAAAUAAACUCUGCAAUGCUCUGUGAAAUAAACUGUCAGUAUUCC
Molecule: messenger RNA, 4233 nt
Organism: Camarhynchus parvulus
Lineage: Eukaryota; Metazoa; Chordata; Aves; Passeriformes; Thraupidae
Gene: GDPD5
Product: glycerophosphodiester phosphodiesterase domain containing 5
Exons: 18
Coding region: 280-2070 (596 amino acids)
Biological process (GO): positive regulation of neuron differentiation; lipid metabolic process
Cellular component (GO): plasma membrane
Molecular function (GO): glycerophosphodiester phosphodiesterase activity
Source: RefSeq, a predicted model, not a curated record